UCUGGAGGUCCUUACUAUAUCCUGUCGCACUAAUGACGACCCCCACUGCUUACAAACAAACACACAAAGUUCGUAAUGUUAUCAGGAAGCAUGCUGUCCAUGGAGUUGUAGUCAACCUCCCAGGACGUGGUCGCAAGAAGAAUCUGGUUCCACCGGUUGAAAAAGCAGAUCGUUCUGCAUCUAUCCAAAAUAAAAUGACAUCUGUUUGUGAUGCCACCAAUGAAGACAAGGAAAAUGGUUCAGAGUCGACGGAGUCUCAGGACAAGGAACAUCCACGGGUUCUCAUCCCAGAGUUAUGUCGUCUUUUCUACCAACUCGGCUGGGUUACUGGGACAGGAGGAGGGCUAAGUUUGAGACGUGGAGAUCAGAUCUAUAUUGCCCCGUCUGGAGUGCAGAAGGAGAGACUACAGCCAGAUGACAUGUUUGUCUGUGAUGUGGAGGAGAGAGACAUCAGCUCCCCACCCCCCUGGAAGAAGCUGAAGAAGAGCCAGUGCACCCCUCUGUUCAUGAAUGCCUUCACUAUGAGAGCGGCGCAGGCCGUCAUCCACACCCACUCCAAGGCUGCCGUCAUGGCAACUCUGUUGUAUCCUGGCAAGGAGUUCCGCAUAACUCACCAGGAGAUGAUAAAGGGAAUCCGCAAGGGCACAUCCAGCACCAACUACAGAUAUGAUGAAAUGCUGGUGGUCCCCAUCAUUGAGAACACCCCGGAGGAGCGGGACCUGAAGGAGCGCAUGGCGCUGGCCAUGGAGCAAUACCCAGACUCCUGUGCGGUCCUCGUCCGGCGUCACGGCGUCUACGUGUGGGGGGAGUCCUGGGAGAAAGCAAAGACCAUGUGUGAAUGUUAUGACUACCUAUUUGACAUCGCCGUCCAAAUGAAGCAGAGUGGAAUGGACCCUUCAGCACCACCCAUUGAAGAGAACCAUUACUACGAUGUCCAACAAUCCCAAUAAAUGGAGGCAAACAAUCAUGGCCUAAAAUUAACACUUGCCAAAUGUGGAUUUUCCUCCAGCCGUGUCGCCGGGUGGUCAGGACCCACAGUGCAAGUAUUUCACUCGCAUUUGUGAAUAUAAAAAGUCAAGUUUGAUCACAUUUAUAGUAACAUAUAUGCUGCAGUAGCUGUUUUCAAAAUAUUUCUGCCAUUUUUGUUUCAUAGCUGGUAAUAUAUAGCCUAUUCCACCUCGCUCUGCAACACAGCUUGGCUGUGCGCACGUGAAGAGCUGAGUGAAAGAUUACAUUUUUAGAAGCGCUGUGCACAGGCAUAAAAGUUGGUCUAAUUUACUUGAAAAGAAAGUCUACUGAAGUGAAA
Messenger RNA from Salvelinus namaycush (lake trout), 1306 nucleotides. Its product is annotated as APAF1 interacting protein. Bases 33 to 950 code for a protein of 305 amino acids. The transcript is spliced from 8 exons. Gene Ontology annotation, molecular function: metal ion binding; methylthioribulose 1-phosphate dehydratase activity. Gene Ontology annotation, cellular component: cytoplasm. NCBI's taxonomy places the organism in Eukaryota, Metazoa, Chordata, Actinopteri, Salmoniformes, Salmonidae. The record is from RefSeq and is a predicted model, not a curated record.